AUGAAAGACUGUGACAUCUGCAUGGCUGCCCUACACGCCGGAGCUGUCAACAGGACAGGUGGAACUGUCAACUUCAAGAGACAUGAAACUUCAAGUGUCUUUCGGGGUACAAUACGCAAUCGUAUUGUGUCAAAAUCAAGGAGUAAUGUCAGCUCUGGAGUUGCCUUCAAGUUCCACAACAAUAACCCGGUCAUCUCCAAGGAAGACCUGGCUACGGAUGUCAUAAUGGUCCAUAACUCAUACUAUGAAGGUAAACAACUGCAGCUGACCUGCCUUUCUGAUGACCCCGGCAGAGAGCUCGAUUCCACUAAUAUUACAGCGUGGGAUUAUUCAAAUACUACUUAUUACAAACAUGUCUUUAGUUUGGUCUCUACAGAAACCUACAUUGCGGAGAAGAGCACCUUUCGUGCAAGUCAAGGCCAAUACUUGCAAGUGUCCAUGAACAAGACAGGUGCGCAUACUGAAGUGUAUUUUCGCAGACUUCCUGAUGGCUGGCAGUACGAGGAUGAGAGUAGUGUCAGUGUUACACUUCCCCUGACCUUCAACCCAGUUACUCAGGGAGAUGCUGGAAUAUACAUUCUUGGUAAUACUCAAAUUAAGAAGAAACUUAAAAACGCAGCUGCAAAUAUUGCAAAGAAAGGUGCUUAUUUUUACCUGAUUGUCCGAGUAUUUACAGCUCCUGAAGUACAAGUGAACAACUUUAAUUGCACAGCUGAAAACAUAAGUACAGUGUGCACAGGUGACCUAAGUAAUGAGUGUGAAACAUACAAUGGACAAAACAUAAGUUUUAUUGUUGCUGUGUCAUCUUUUGUGGAAUGUAAAAAUGAAACUCUUAAGUCUCAAAAAUUAGCAACUGUAUCUAAUAGAAAGAUUAGUGCUGAUAUAAAUGAACUGGUACCUGGCACUGAAUAUAAUGCAAUCCUCUCCGUCACUAAUGAAGUUGGCACUGGCAUGACACUCAACACUUCUUUCAAAACUAAAAAAGGAAUACCUCCACCUGUGAGAAACCUGACAGCCAGUGCAUUAUCAUCUACUGAAGUUCGUCUGUUUUGGAAUGAUCCUUGUCCAACACAUGGAAAUAUCAUUUAUUUCUCCUACAAGACUAAAACUGUAUCUAAUUUCACGAGGUACAACAUUUCAAAUUCAAAAUGCACAAAUACGGACGUCUUCGACCGCUGUGUAGACAUCACAAACCUGGAACCUCACAAGAAUUAUACUUUCGUGGUGAGUGCGACAAACGGUGAGGGGAGAAGUGUGGUCACGGAGGUGUGGGCCGUCACUAAUGAAACUGAGCCGGGACCACCAGAAUCACUUAAUGUUACAUCAUAUGCUGAGAGGUUACACUUUAGUCUCUCCUUGCCAGCAAAACCUGGCGGUGUUUUACUCAGUUUCACCAUAGUACUUCAGCACACAGACUACAAGUGUGGGGAAAAGUUACAACCAGAUUCUUAUCAACAACCUACAUGCGAGAUAUCUGGGUUAAAGCGAGGCAAACGCUUCCGAGUUGAGGCUCACUACUGUACUGCAGGAUGUGGCAUGACCUUGAACAGAAUGGUCGCCACUCUGCCCAUCCCACCUAAAUUUAAAGGAGAACUUACAGUGAAGACCAAAACCAACACUAAUGUUACUCUUGGUCUGCCCAGCAUUGAGAUGAAUGGCGACGGUGAGAGGUCUCUGGCAAUUUUGGCACAUCAUCUUCCCGAGGGCAAACAAGUCAGUACAAUCAAGAGUUAUAAAGAUGAAUAUUUGAGACAUCGUAACAAGCAGAAGAGACUGAUGUCUGCUUCAGAAGCUGUGAGGUCGAGGCGCCAGACAAGUGACCAGGACUGUGCUAAAGAUAAUCCAUUGUGGCUGCAGUUAUAUCUCCAUAGUAUAUGGAUAAUGAGUACAAUAGUUAUUCCAUACACUAUACACACUUUAAAUUCAAAGAAUUUAGCGGACUUAGAUGAAUUUGUGGUAGGAGAUGGAAAGACUGAUGGCACUUAUCAAAACUGCCAGUUGAAAACCAACGAACAUUAUAUGAUCGCGGUUGUGGCUGAGAUAUACCUGGAAGGGAACAGUGAAUAUGAAGAGAUGAAGUUACCCAUACCUGUUCUAGUGAAGGAGGACAGUGGUGUUGCUGUGGCCGUGACUGUCUCCAUCCUUGUUCUGCUGAUGCUGCUGCUCCUAGUUGUUUUCGUCCUUUUAUACAAACGACGAAGGAAACCACAAAACAAAGCAGGAGCAAAGUUUUGGAAAGGUAAGCGUGCAGUGGAAGUCUACGAUAACGGAAGAGUUGCACCGGACCAGUAUGGCCACUCAGUUCCCAAUAUUCUUGCCACACCACAGGAUCAGCGCUACUCUCCUCGAAGCCAGAGAAACGUAACUCCUGUUCCAGAUUCUUUACCUCCAUUAUCUGGGGAUGUCUACACUGGGAGUGACCUGUCUCCACCACCAGAUGAUGAUGCUAACAUAUAUGAGAACAUUUUCAGUAAGGAUGAAGAUAUAUAUGCCAACAUCAGUAGACGUAUCCCACAUGACGGGAUUGAGGCCUAUCUGAACAAGGCCAUAGGUUCUCAUGACAUAAUGGAAGAAUUUACGGUAAGAAACACUUUGAACCAAGUUACAGAAAAGGGCUUUGGUGGAGUUCUUAAAUACAUUGCUUCACAAGGGCCCAAGGAUGCCAACGUGAACACCAUCGGUGACUUCUGGAGAAUGAUUCGAGAACAACAUAUCUCUGUUAUUGUAAUGGUCGCUAAUUUUGUCGAAGGUGGAAAGAGGAAAGUAGGUCAGUAUAUUAACUUCGGGGAGAGCCUUGAGGUUGAUGGCUACGUUGUGGAGGUCAUCAAGACUGAUCAACAUUCACAUUAUAACGUCUCUUUGGUUCAGGUGUGGAAGAACGGAGUUGCACACACAGUGACACACUAUCACUACACCAGCUGGCCAGACCAUGAUGUGCCAAGUGAGGCCCACAGUCUGGGUACCAUGAUACGACAGAUUAUCCAAACACAUUCAGAAGGUGGUGUGGUUGCCCACUGUUCAGCUGGUAUUGGACGCACUGGCACUGUUCUGAUGGUGAUGCUUUUACACGAGAUGUUAAUGAUACACGACAGUAUUGACCCAUUAGAGGUCCUGAAGCACCUUCGUGAAUGUCGUGCUAGAUUAGUGGAGAAUGUUGCUCAGUACAACCUCGCUCUUCAGAUUUUUGAUGAAGUUCUCUUCGGAGCCAAAACUGUUAUUUCUUCAUUUAGCUUACAGGAUCAGACUAAAGAGUUUCUAAAGAGCAGCAGUGCUCUCUACCAGAAAGCUAAGGCUCUUCCUUCUGGCCUCACUUUCCGAGGUGCAUCACAGCGCGAAUUUUAUCCCCAAAACCGAAAUCACAGUAUUUUACCAGCAGAUACUCAAAGAAUUUUCUUAGAAAUGGAGAAUGGCAAGAUGCUUUCUCAAUACAUUAAUGCCGUGAGAUUGAACGGUCUUGAUCAUCCCAACACCAUGGUGGCGACAGAGCAUCCUCUACCGUCCACUCUCGCCAAGUUCUGGAGGCUGGUGGUUGAGAAGAAAUGUCCAAAUGUUGUUCUUAUCAACACAUAUGAAGGAUAUGAGAAGGAGUUUCCAGAAGUGUUGCCAAGAAAAGAUGCUGAUCUCAUCCUGGGCACCUACACCAUCCACACACUUCACGCUGCUCAGUACAACUCUUUUGUCAUCUACUCUAUUGAAAUUAUCUCUCAAAACCAAGUGCAUCAUACAGUUACUGUAUACCAGAUCACUUCAUGGCCAUAUGGUAGUGAAGUUCCUCCUUCACCUGAUGCAUUAGUUGGAGUAUCAGAAUUGUUGCUGCAGACUCCCUACACCCCAGAGACUGGCCCUCUUGUGCUCUGCUGUGGUGAUGGUGUGACAGGCUGUGGACUUAUGGCAGGAGUUCUCUUAACUAUUGAGAAACUUCAGAAAUAUAAUGAAAUCGAUGUUUAUCGCACUGUUGUGUAUCUUCAGCGUGCCCGACCACAGUUCUUUGUGUCCCAGGCACAGUUUGAGCUGCUCUACAGUGCUGCUGUUACGUUCCUGCAAGAUUAUGACACAUAUGUGAACUGUCCACGUUGAGCUGUUUUAUAAAGGAGGUUGUGGUAACACUGUUAUCUGUGUGCAGGCUAGAAAAACUCAGCAUGUUGUAGAGUACUGCAAUGUAGAUUUUGUGGUAUUCAUGAAGCUUGCACCACCAAUUAACUUGGUGCUAAUCAAAAGUAAAUUCUGUCAGUAGAGCUGUUCUUACACCCUGUGUCAUUAUAUGCUUGAGUGUGAAAAAAAAGUCAGACUUUACGAAAGCUUACAAAUGUUUAAGAAAUGCUAAAAGUGCCAAAAAUAUGGAAAAUACUCUUAACUGUGCUUACUAUAAAUACUCAUAGCCACUACCUAAUCGACAGAGCCCUUUUACCAGUACCGUAGACCAGCGAGUAGUAUAUGUAACAUAAUGAAUAUGCUGGAUUGUAAUACUUGUGUAUCUCAAUUCAUUGUACAACUAACCCCAUAUAGCUGUUACUGAAUACAGUAAAUGAAGUUUGUAAAUAGUUAAUUGCUACUGUACCUUCACACACAGUGGGGGAGGGGAGAUCAUUCCAAGGACUCAUUAUGUACCUCUUUAAUGUUUAGGCUACAACUCGCAGGAUAGGUACGAAAUACUAGAUAAUAAAACCAUUAAAUUACCUCAUGAAGUUGAAGACUGAUGUAGAUAAGUUUUAGCUGUAUAUAAAAUAAAGAGGCUUUCCAGAGUUUUAAUAAUAAGGAUUUUAGUGAUGAGUUGUGAUAGAGCUCAACGCAACAGAUGAAUACAAAUGCUGCACUCCAUUCACAUUGAUGGGGCAAUACAAAAUGCAGCCCUCCAGUCACGGGACAAAUACUGCCUUUGUCAUUCAGAGUCAUGGGGCAAAAUGAAAUGUAGCCCUCCAAUCAUUCACAAUUAUAAACAAUAAAACUGUUGCCCUCCGAGCAGUCACAAUCAUGGGGAAAUACAAAAGCAACUAAUAAUUUCCAGUCAGUGAGAGAAUAUAAAACGUAUCCAUCUAUUCGUGGCACAUAAAUAUGCUCCCAUCCAAUCAUGAGUCGUACUUGCUGCCCUUCAAUCAUUCACAGUUGUGAGACGAAACAAAUGCAGUCUCCUUUACAGUCCGGAAACUACAAAUGUUACGUUCCAAUCAGUCGUGAUUAUGAAGUAGAAUACUUUUAAAUAAUAUUUACUGACUUUGUACAGAGUUUAUUAAUACAUUUUAUCAUUCAACUUGUGAAGAAACAAAUUUCAUUUAUUUUUAUUUUCAAUAAAAAAUAGUAUUCUUAAGUCUGAGUUUAAACAAUAUUCGAAGCUGUUGAUGCUGUGUUAAUAAAUUCUUUUGACUUGUAUUUUUAGUUGUAAAUUAUUGACUUAUAUUUGCAGUUUUAAUAAUAUUUUAAUAUUUGCAGUUUUAAAUUGUCUUUAAUUACUAUUUGUAAAUGACGUCGAGAUUAAGAUCUGUAUUUCUAGAAAAAGUUUACAAUGGCCACAAAAGUUUGUAGAUAAUGCAAUGAUGUGCAGAGACGGAGGUUGUAAGAGUUCUGGCAGCCAGUGAGAGAAGUUCAUGAAAUUCUGGGUAAGUUGAAUAAUCUUUAGGAUUUUGUAAGAAGGAACAGGUGUCCAAGUAAGUCUCGCUCUGUUUUGGUCAUUCAAGAAACCUGGCAGCACAGAUUGGGAUUGUAUUGAGUUCACAGGAAGUGAGGCCGUGCAAGAUUGUGUUUGGAUUUAUGCCUACGAAUCCUACAAUAUUGGGAAAGUCAUGACUUCAUAUAUGCAGGUGUAUGUAUUUUCUUUGUCUCUUUUGAAAUCCUUUUUGUGGUCAUUGAUGCUUUUAAUAUUUAUUAUUUAUUACUGUACCUGCUUUUUUUCCUUGAUUAAAUUCAGUAAGAAAAAUCAUAAUACAUUAUU
Molecule: messenger RNA, 5926 nt
Organism: Cherax quadricarinatus
Lineage: Eukaryota; Metazoa; Arthropoda; Malacostraca; Decapoda; Parastacidae
Source: RefSeq, a predicted model, not a curated record